AUGCACUCUGUCCAGAAGGUCGUCAAUCUUGAUGUCACCCUUGCAACACUUCACCAGCAACUCGUUGAGAUGAACAGGGGAUGGUUCAUGGAGGAGGCUCUCGAUAACUCGAUGGUGUUGUACAGGUACAAGCUCAAGGGCUUCAUCGCCCGCGUGCAGGCCGAGAAUGUCAUCGAAUGCCACCUCAUCACACCUCUGACUGACUCUCCCGUCUCAUCCGUCGCUCUCAUGAAGCUCUCAGAGGACGGGAUUCGCUACUUUGCCGCCGAGUCUGAGCAUGUUAGCAUCGAGCGCGCCGGGCUGUCGGCGAUCCAGAAUAGCCUUGAAAUGGGCGAGAAGUUAUUCGAAAUGCUUUGGUCUGAUGGGCAGGCACGCAUCCAGAUUCACAUUUCGCCAAGAACAAUUGACGAAUUGGCCGAGGUUUCAGCUCCUACGUAG
Diplodia corticola is the source of this 438-nucleotide messenger RNA. RefSeq lists its product as uncharacterized. NCBI's taxonomy places the organism in Eukaryota, Fungi, Ascomycota, Dothideomycetes, Botryosphaeriales, Botryosphaeriaceae. The transcript has a single exon. The coding region runs from base 1 to 438 and encodes 145 amino acids. The record is from RefSeq and is a predicted model, not a curated record.